UGUGCCGUGCGAGGCCCUGCAGCGGACGCCACUCCCACAGGCAGGUGAAGGAGCAGAGGCUCAGUUCACCUCUCAGUUCUCACUGCAGCCUUCGGAGCAGCAGGACGACGCCGGCCCGGGGGCGGUGAGACGCCGGCGUGAUGACAGAACAAUGUGUGAACCAGCACACGUCUCAGGAAGAGGCCAGGAAGUGUAACAGAGGAGCCACAAAGCACGAGCAGAGGGACUAUCACUCAGAUAUAGAGAACGUGGCGGAGGAGCAUCAGAGAAGUCGGAGGACGAUCAGCGAGACGCUGCAGGCGGCUGAUCAGGAUCUGUCCGGCAGGAGGAAACCAGCGUUAGUCAGGUCAAAGACCUUUGACCACUCCCUGCUGACUCAGAUCCAGAUGGACCCAGACUCCAAGUUGGACAGGAAGAAGUCUCACUACAGCCAGCUGUCUAAGAGCAACUGCCAGUACCAUAAAAUAUUUAAGGAGAUCAGCAAAGAGGAACAGCUGAGACAAAGUUACACCUGUGCUCUGCAGAAAGACAUCCUCUACCAGGGACGGAUGUUUGUCUCCGACCACUGGAUCUGCUUCCACUCGAAGGUGUUUGGCAAAGACACAAAGAUUGCCAUCCCCGUGGUGUCCGUCAAUCAGAUCAAGAAAACCAAAACUGCCAUCCUGGUGCCAAACGCUCUGGUGAUCGCCACCGCAAACGACAGGUAUGUGUUCGUGUCUCUUCUGUCCAGAGACAACACCUACAAGAUCCUGAUGUCCAUCUGCCUUCAUCUGGAGGAGAAGAGUCCAUGCAGCAGCCCCAUCCCCUCCUCUGCAGAGAGCAGCUUCAGAGGUCAGAGGUCACCGCUGACGCCUCGCUUCCCUCUGAGUUUCUCUGGUGACUUCAUCGACCUGGAUGAAGCAGUGAGGCAGAGGAGGCAGGAGAUGGAGGAGAGCAGCAGCUCCGACUCGCAGACGCCCGACUACGAGAAGAUAGCAGAGUUUCCUGUUCCUCCGUUCCUGGAUGUGUUGAAACACACGGACAGAGCGGCGGCUCCUGAUCCUCAGAACCAGCAGCACACGGUGAAGAACCAGCAUCAGAACCAGCAUCCGAACCAGCAGAACUCUGACAACAAGCGGAACGAGACUCAACAUGGUUCAGGGGUGGUGAUUGACAGCAGGACUCUGAAACACGUCUCUCUCAACACUCUGCUGUUCGUCUACCUGUUCCUAGUGUGUGUGCUGGUCCUGUCGUCCUGCUACUUGGCCUUUAAGAUCGUCUCGUUGGAGAAGACGCUGUCGACGCUCGGCUCCGUCGCAGAGUUCACUCACCACAGGGCGAGCGACUUCCUGCAGGGAAGCGCUGACGUGAACGCAGAGUUUUUCUCCGAACUUCUGACCAUCAACCUGAUGAAGCUGGAGAAGGUGCAGAAGAAUCUACAGAGACUUCUGGACGAAGCUGCCUGAACGAAUCCAGAUGAACGUGUUGUAAACAGAUGUGUAAAUAUUCUGUAAAUAUCUAGUUUAUUAGAACAGAUGUUACAAACUCACAUGACAUGAGGUGAAUAACGUGAGCUGGACAAAUAAACUGCAGCAGGCUUGAGAACGACGAACAAACACUUUAAAUUCAGUUAAAGUGCUAAAACACACCAGGAUCAAGAACAGUGAUGAUGUCACAGUGUACGGACACACCCCCGAGUUUGCCGCUCCACCACUGCAGCACAGGGAGAAGUUAAACCACCAGGGGGCAGCAAAGAAAACACGAUUCAGCUGAUGAUGAGAAGCUCUUUAAACUUGCAGCAGUUACAGCUCAAUCUGUGAUCAGCGGCCGAUUGGCUGGUUGGAAAUCAAACUUUCAUGGUACAUUUAUAAUUAUGACAUUUCUCCAGUAUUGUAUCUGCUAAAUGAAAGAUGUUGUAGAGACAGAGUUUGUUUUGAAGGCUGUGACAUUUCAAAUGAUCCGUGCCAGUGCAGGAACAGAAUAAAUGUCCUCGGCUGUUUCAGGUCUUUCAGCUGGAAACUUCCACAGAAACCUUCCUCUGGUGGAAUGAACUGUUUGUGUCCAGUUGUAAAUGUGUUUAAACAUCAUGAAGCUAAAUCUCUCUCUGCUGGAGACAGUCGACUGUUACAGAGACAUCCCUGUGAUUCUGUACAUAUGAAAACUAUAUUGAUUUAAAUGAUGUGGUUUUGUUUUUCCUCUGUUGAGCAAUAAAGUUAUUUUGGCUCCGA
Hippoglossus stenolepis (Pacific halibut) is the source of this 2207-nucleotide messenger RNA. It is a transcript of the gene gramd2b, whose product is annotated as GRAM domain-containing protein 2B. The transcript has 14 exons. The coding region runs from base 141 to 1445 and encodes 434 amino acids. NCBI's taxonomy places the organism in Eukaryota, Metazoa, Chordata, Actinopteri, Pleuronectiformes, Pleuronectidae. The record is from RefSeq and is a predicted model, not a curated record.